This is a messenger RNA of Fonsecaea multimorphosa CBS 102226, 507 nucleotides long. RefSeq lists its product as uncharacterized. NCBI's taxonomy places the organism in Eukaryota, Fungi, Ascomycota, Eurotiomycetes, Chaetothyriales, Herpotrichiellaceae. Bases 1 to 507 code for a protein of 168 amino acids. The record is from RefSeq and is a predicted model, not a curated record. The transcript has a single exon.
AUGGGUGCCGGGGGUCUUGGUCUGUCUGCCUUUUCUAUUCUCAGAGCAGUGGCUCAUCGGGCCGUGAUCAGUAUAGAUAUCAACCCUGAAAGUCGAGAAGCGGCACUGAAAGCUGGUGCGGUGGCUACUAUUGAUGGAAGAGCUCAAAAUGCGCGAGACCAGCUCUUUGCUGUCACCGGUGGGCCUGUAUUCUCUGUCCUGGACUGCGUCAAUAGCUCCGACACGGCGACAUUUGCGUUUUCGAUACUUGCAAAGGGAGGGAGAAUGGUGCAGGUGGGUUUGCUGGGUGGAGAACUCAAUCUUUCACUUGUCGGACUGGUUGCAAGAGAAGCGACCAUUAUGGGCAGCACAACUGGCAAUAUUGGACAUAUGGAAGAGCUUGUUCGGCUGGCUAAGGAAGGCCGUCUAGCCCCUAUCCCAGUCACAGCCAUACCGCGAGCUCGAGCACACGAAGCUUUGAUGCUGUUGAGGGAUGGAAAGGUCACCGGAAGACUGGUUUUGACAUGA